UUUUUCUUUCUCCCACACGCCUUUUUGCCCUUUUCUCUAAACCCUUGUUCCUCCUAAUUUCAGAUUUUAUAAACCCUAUUCCUUUCCACCGAUUCCUCCCGCCCCAUCUUCCCUCGCCGCACCGUGAAAGCAAAAUUCCAAGAGAGAGCGCGUCCCUUUCUCUCUGUCUGUCGAAUUUCGUCCUCGGCCGCCAGUACUCGCUAUUGCAGUUGCAGCAGCAGGGAGGAGAAUUAACGGCGGCCGCCUGCUGUUUCCCGCCAGUACUCCCUUAAUUACUGUGUCCGCAAUUUGCUUGUCAUAACUGUGGGUUUGGUGCAUGAACUUCAGUUUGCCUGCUUGUAAGGUAUCCGCAUCAGCACUGUGCAGUCUUCCAAGGCUACUGAAUAGCGGGCUUGUCAGUUGGAGUUGGAGAAAGGAACACAUAGCAGAGUCCGAAAUGGAAAUCGAUUUAGGAGAAAUGCCGUUUAAUAUGGCCUUUCAUCCUUCCGAUCACUUGGUCGCUGCUGCCCUAAUCACUGGAGACCUUCACCUAUAUCGUUAUGGUGCUGACUCCACUUCACAGAAGUUGCUUGAAGUGAAGGCGCACUCUGAAUCUUGCAGAGCUGUUCGAUUCAUCAAUGGUGGACAGGCAAUCAUUACUGGGUCUAAGGACCGAUCUAUCUUGGCGACAGAUAUAGAAACUGGAACUGCAAUUGCCCGUCUAGAAGAUGCUCAUGAGGAUGCCAUCUAUAGUUUGAUCAACGUCACGGAAUCAACUAUUGCAACUGGAGAUGACCAAGGCUGCAUGAAGGUAUGGGACACUCGGCAACGCACUUGCUGCAACUCUUUUACUGCUCACGAGGACUAUGUUUCAGAUAUGACUUAUGUACCUGAUUCAGGGAAACUGCUGGGAACAAGCGGAGACGGGACUCUUUCUGUUUGCAACCUUAGAAGUAACAAGGUCCAAACCCGCUCUGAAUUCUCAGAAGAAGAGCUGUUAUCUGUGGUUAUAAUGAAGAAUGGUCGGAAGGUUAUUUGUGGCUCACAAGAUGGGACGCUAUUAUUAUAUUCCUGGGGUUUCUUCAAGGAUUGCAGUGAUCGGUUUGUUGGUCUAGCUCCAAAUUCCAUUGAUUGUUUAUUGAAGCUGGAUGAAGAUAGAGUCAUUGCUGGAUGCGAGAAUGGACUUAUCAGUGUGGUUGGUAUAUUGCCCAAUAGAGUCAUCCAGCCACUUGCUGAGCACUCGGAGUACCCUAUUGAGCGACUUGGGUUUUCUCACGACAGAAAGUUCCUUGGCAGUAUUUCACACGAUCAAAUGCUGAAGUUCUGGGAUAUGGACGAGUUAUUGCAAAGUGAUGACGCUAAUAAUACUCAAGAGGAUCAAGGUGAUGCGUCCGAAGAUGAUGAUGGUGAGGGGAUGGAUGUGGAUAUGAAUCCUCCGAAGUCCAAGAAAGGGACCAAGAGGAAAAAUGUGCAAAAUGGUAGUAGCAGUGGCAAUACAAGUGCCGCCUUCUUCUCUGACAUGUAGAAUCCUUAACGAACAUAGUCUGUAUCUCUGUUAGUGAGUUGUGGAGAACUUAGGGGACCAAAGUAUUUCUUAUGGUUUAAGAUUUAUAUGGAUUGCUGUGUGAUGUAAAAAUCUGCCUUUUAUUUUCCCUUUUGCCCUACAAUCCGUUCUAUUUUACUUCAAAGUUAACGGAAUAUACUUGAUGACUUAAUUCCAUUGGCAAUCGAUAAAAGAUUGAACACAGUUGUAAUAGGCAAAUUACCACAAUGACGCUAGGCACUUGAACGGACAUUGUCAUUACCAAAGUGGUGAACGAAGUGUGAUAGCAAUUUCGCCGGUCAAUUUUGAUCUAUG
Messenger RNA from Linum tenue, 1837 nucleotides. The record is from the annotation of a GenBank genome assembly. Lineage: Eukaryota; Viridiplantae; Streptophyta; Magnoliopsida; Malpighiales; Linaceae.